Messenger RNA from Harmonia axyridis, 2068 nucleotides. RefSeq names its product signal transducer and activator of transcription C-like. NCBI's taxonomy places the organism in Eukaryota, Metazoa, Arthropoda, Insecta, Coleoptera, Coccinellidae. The record is from RefSeq and is a predicted model, not a curated record. The coding region runs from base 142 to 1848 and encodes 568 amino acids. The transcript has 2 exons.
ACCUAAUUGUACAGUUCACGAUGCUCUCAAGAAUGUGGUGAAGUGGUUUUCAGUUUCUCUGAUUUUUUGUGAGUGUUUACGACCAGUUGAUCCACAUACAUGACCUAAGGUUUAACAACACAAGAGCACAAUUUACUCACAAUGCAGGUCGUCGCAUUCGUUUUUGUCAUCAUGUGCGCCAUUCCAUAUGGGUCUUCUCAAGGCCACAGGGGUGGUUUCCCCCCAAGAGGACCUCCAAGACCACCUCCAUACCCCGGAUUCGUCAAGAAAUGGCAGCAAUUGCAAAAAAUGCACCUCAGAGGACCCCCACCCCAAAUGAGACCGCAUUCAAUACCAAUGCACUCACUCUCUCAAAAACCGAAGAAACCGUAUCCCCCCACAAACUUGCACAGAUACUUCCAAUCAACCCCUCCUGUCAGGCCCUUCUGGAACUCACCACCGUCCACAACUUACAGGCCACCAACAGAACAACCAAAAUACGUCCAACCGACUGAGAAAUACACGUACGUGUUACCAAACCAAAAACAACCACUGUCCAAACAGAAAGAAUAUGAUUUCCACAUCCAAACCAACCAAAUACCAUCAGGUAUCUCAAGUACGCUUCUGAAUCCGAUUCAACAAGUUGGUGAGAAGGGUCCAAUUCAUACCAUUCCUGCACCGAACCUAAGUCCGGCAGAUAGGCCGGCCAACAUUGAACAUGUAAGACCAAAACCGCAGCAGCAAUACGUGUUCGAACCAGAACAGCAAUUCCAACAUGAGUACCACGUGACUGAGGCGAGUGAAUCGGUUAAGUACUUCAGAAACCAGCAGCAAGCCCAGCAAAACGUACAGUACUAUUCUCACAAUAUCCCUGCACCUGCUCCAACGGCACAGCCUCCUAAACAAAAUAAUAACCAGAACCAAGUGCAAUAUGAAUCGCAAAACGGACACAAUAUUCAUUUCGAAUCACAAAACGGUGCUGUCGAAAACCAAGAAAACCCCAGUGAAUACUACCAAGUUGUGCAGAAUGCUCAGCAAGGGAACUCCGAUGAUGACGAAAUCCCCCACCACAAAUUCUUGCAGAACAUACCAAACCUUGAGUUGCUAAUGUCAGAAGAUAAUCAGAAAUCGAAAGAGCAAGCCACCCAACACGGUCAUCAAGGUCAUCAGCAUCAUCAGCUCUUGAUUUCGGAGGUCACUCAUCAACAGCAACCCCAACAGCAAGGAAAAUACAAUAUCCAUCCUUUAUUUGCUGCUGACCAGAGAUUUGUAGAAGAAUUCCAACGUCUCCAAAAUCAAGAAAAACCAACUAACAUCAAUCUGAAUCCCGAUUUUCAAUCAUUCAAUUAUAAUGAACAAGAUUAUCAAAAACAGCUCUCCAAAUCUUCAUUAGUAUCGGCAGGUUACAAUCUAGAUUACGAGCCUGAAGCUUCGGAAAUUGUCCGUCAAACCAUAUCUAGAUCAACUGUUGAUUCUCAAGAAGCGAAAGACAACUUCAACGCAAAUGAUGACAAUUUGGCUUCCAAUGACGUCGAACCAAACGUUAGUUCGAAUGCAGAAACUGCGCCAGCAGGAGAUGCUGAGGAAGCUGGAGAAUUCUACUCGUCCCUUCCUAACAAAGAAGUAGCAGAUGCUUUGGCCUCUCUUCAAGCUGCUGGAAAAAUUAACAGCAAUUUAAUGAAAUUAUCUAAUAGAGGAGGCAAUAGGGAGAAACCAGUAGAAAUUUACGUCACUGAAGUAACAGAUGAUUCUAAACCUGAAGAUGUAUACAUUCUCCAAGACUAUGAACAAUUAGGGAAUGAUGAAGAAGAAGGCACUGAGGCUUUGAAUGCUGCAUUUGGGGCUAAAAUAAAACCAAAGAGAAACUGAACUCACAUGACUGAAGACAAAUUGUGUCAAUUUUUCCAUUGAAUAAAUCUACUGAAGCUCAAAGAUAUUGGAAAGUGUUGUACUUGUAUAGUUGGGGGAAUAUUUAUUAUGUAAUUAAUAAGGUUGGAGGUGAUAACUGAUAAUAUUUUAUAAUUUAUCAUAUGAAACUUCAUGUUAUUGCGGAUUUAUUUAUUUAUUGAAAUAAAGUUAUUUGUUUUAA